Blepharisma stoltei is the source of this 1155-nucleotide messenger RNA. Lineage: Eukaryota; Ciliophora; Heterotrichea; Heterotrichida; Blepharismidae. The record is from the annotation of a GenBank genome assembly.
AUGAGAACAUAUAGAUAUUGGAAAGGUAAGAAUCACUUUUUGCUAAAAGGAUGAAUAAUGGUAGGCCCUGACUGAUAUCGCUGCGUAAUAUCAUCUUUACUUAUUAUUGUGCCGAAUGUUAUUACAAUUAUUUAUGCUUGCUCCUACUAUCUCAAUGAAGAUGAUGCUGGACCUUUGGUAAUUCUUUUAUUUCUAUCAUCUCUUUCGCUGAUAACUCUAAUUAAAGCUGCAACUUCAGAUCCUGGUUAUAUCCCAAAACAAAUAGUUCCUUUUGUUUCUCAACAGAGCUGCUAGUUUAGAUUUUAAAGUGUUUCCAUCUUCAGAAGGAUGGUUUAUGCAUACUUAGGCCCAUCCUAUUAACUAUCAAGUGGUCGCAUCAGUAGCAUCUUUCUUGCAAGCAUUCAAGAAGACCCGCCAAUGGUCAAGAAAGUCUUAACUGGUCAUGCUAAUUCUCAGAGAGAGCUAAUUCCAUACAUAACCUUUUAUUAUUAUGUUUCUCAACAGAGCAGUGCCUUAAAUGAAUAUAUUGGCUGCCCAAAACCAAUUCUGGUUCCUUAUAAUGGUUCAGUUAUCAAACUGAAAUUCUGCCAAACCUGCUUGAUAUUUAAACCUCCUAGAUGUUCUCAUUGCUCUAUUUGCGAUUUAUGUGUUGAGGGGUUUGAUCAUCAUUGCCCUUGAAUAGGAAAUUGUGUAGGAAAAAGAAACUAUAAGGAUUUUAUGGGGUUUUUAUCGUCGGUUUCUGCUUUGACUGUUGUGAGUUUUUCUAUUAACUUAUCACAUAUAGUGGAUACUUAUGAUGAUUCAAAUUUAGAUACAAAAACUACCCCAUCAAUUGUGAUUGCUGUUUUUUGUUUUUUGGCUAUGUGGUUGAUAUUAGGAUUAUUUGGGUUCCAUCUAUAUUUAGUUAUGAAUAACAUGACUACGAAUGAAAAAAUAAAGGGUUUAUGGGACGAAAUGCACCUAAAUCCUUAUUUUAGAGGGUCACUGUGAAAAAAUAUAGUAUAUUGGAUAUAUAAAAAAAGAGGGAUUCCACAGUUUUAUAGGAGAAAAAUCCUCAGCCCUUAUCAUGAAAAUAUAAAUCCGAAUGAGUUUUAUAGAGGGGUGAAAAUUACUCGAGAGUACACAGAAGUAUCAAUUGAAAACAAGCCUUUGUAA